AUGGAUCAGCCAACAAGUACAAGUGCACAGACCCAGCAGCAGCAACACGAGCCCAUCAGCUUUGGGAUUGAUCAGAUCUUGAGCAGCUCCGACCAGGAAAACUCUUCUCAGUCGUCCGCCGUCACCAGGGGGUCGGAGAGCUCCAGUUAUUUGGGAAGCCCAAUCAGCCGCCCCAGCGCCCCUUACUCGUGUCUCUCCGCUAAUUUCCCCGCCGGCAUCGGGGCCACGUUUGAUGAGUCGGGAUGUUACAGUGUCAAUGUGAGUCUGGCUCCUGCCGGAGUGAUUAGAGUGCCAGCUCAUCGGCCUAUACCCGGCGCCAUCCCCAGUGCCAUCCCCUCUAUACCGGCUGUGCCCGGCCUUGGCAGCCUCAACUUCCCCUGGAUAGAAAGUAGCAGGAGGUUCGUGAAAGAAAGAUUUACAGCUGCAGCAGCCCUGACGCCUUUCACAGUGACCCGCAGAAUUGGACACCCCUAUCAGAAUCGGACCCCACCCAAGCGCAAAAAGCCUCGCACGUCUUUCUCAAGGGUUCAGAUCUGCGAACUGGAGAAGCGAUUUCAUCGGCAGAAAUAUUUGGCAUCGGCAGAAAGAGCGGCUUUAGCCAAAUCUCUCAAAAUGACAGAUGCUCAAGUCAAAACCUGGUUCCAAAAUAGGAGGACAAAGUGGAGGAGACAGACGGCAGAAGAGAGAGAAGCGGAGAGGCAACAGGCGAACAGACUGAUGAUUCAGCUGCAACACGACGCGUUUCAGAAAUCGCUGAGCGAUUCCAUUCAGCCGGAUCCUUUGUGUUUGCACAACUCGUCGCUCUUUGCGCUUCAAAACUUGCAACCUUGGGAGGAGGAGGAGCAGUCGAAGAUCCCCCCAGUUACCUCAUUAGUGUAA
This is a messenger RNA of Xenopus laevis (African clawed frog), 879 nucleotides long. RefSeq names its product T cell leukemia homeobox 3 S homeolog (gene tlx3.S). Gene Ontology annotation, molecular function: DNA-binding transcription factor activity, RNA polymerase II-specific; DNA binding; DNA-binding transcription factor activity. The record is from RefSeq and is marked provisional. The transcript is spliced from 3 exons. Bases 1 to 879 code for a protein of 292 amino acids. NCBI's taxonomy places the organism in Eukaryota, Metazoa, Chordata, Amphibia, Anura, Pipidae. Gene Ontology annotation, biological process: regulation of DNA-templated transcription; animal organ development; regulation of transcription by RNA polymerase II. Gene Ontology annotation, cellular component: nucleus.